This is a messenger RNA of Cavia porcellus (domestic guinea pig), 6834 nucleotides long. RefSeq names its product C-C motif chemokine receptor 4 (gene Ccr4). Gene Ontology annotation, biological process: immune response; calcium-mediated signaling; inflammatory response. NCBI's taxonomy places the organism in Eukaryota, Metazoa, Chordata, Mammalia, Rodentia, Caviidae. Gene Ontology annotation, molecular function: C-C chemokine binding; C-C chemokine receptor activity. Bases 3957 to 5063 code for a protein of 368 amino acids. Gene Ontology annotation, cellular component: external side of plasma membrane; membrane. The transcript is spliced from 2 exons. The record is from RefSeq and is a predicted model, not a curated record.
CCAGCAUCCAGCAGGGCAAACAUUAAGUCCCAGAGUUCCAUGCUCAGCAUCUAAAGCAGUCUGGUUGCAAGCUCCAAAAGGCUUGGGUGAUUCCACCCCCAGGGCACUUCCAGUGAUUUCAACUCCCACAGCUUUUCUCUUAAAUCCUCUCUGCUUGCUUUUUACAGCUUUCCUUGGAUCAUCCAUGUUCCUGGCUUUUCCAAAAUUCUGGGGUCUCCACUGCAUCUUUGGCUUCAUCUUUACAUCUUCACAAAUUGUCCUCUCAGGGACACACUGCUUGGCCUGCCAGGCCCUUUGCAAUCGAGGUGGAAGCUGUCUGACCCUCAGAAUUUGUGCAUUUUCCUUGUACCUAAAAUCAGCACGUUGUGGAUGCCGCCAAGGUCUGCUGCCAGCUGACCUCUCUAUUUCCCACCAACAAUCAAAAUCUCAACUCUGUCUUUACAAUCCACAGCCUUCCUGGAAUUUUCCUUCUGGCCAAACUCACAGCAUUGUAAAUUAUCCUCUGGGCUCUUUGCUCUUGAUUUGAAACAUAAAGCUGGCUGAAAGCCCCCAACAAUAGCCAUGCCAUGGCCAAUGUUCAAUUGCUUUUUAAUUUCUUUUUCAAGAUUAAUCAGUCCAUUGCCCUUUGUCUCAGUCUCAGGCAAAGUCUCUAGGCAGGAGCAAAAUGCAGACAAACUUUCUGCAUUACACACACCAUGUGGAGUCCAACAACCAAUGCAGUCCUUCUUCCCAGCAGAAACCUCCCAAGCCUGGUCUUUACCAUCAGGCUUUCUAUCAGCCUUCUGAUCUCUGGAGCUCUGACCAGAAUCUCCUUUACAGAACAGCCUAAGCUGCUCCAGCUCUAUGCAUCCAGACAACAUGUCCGAACCUUUCCAAACUCUGCCCACAAGCCAUUUCCAAAGCCUCUUCAAAAACAUGGUCAGCUAUAGUUACAGCAAACGACCCCACUCUCGGUGCCAAAUUCUGUCUUAGUUACUUUUUACUCGUUGCUGAGACAAAAUACCUGAAGCCCAAGUUGGGAAAGGAAAGGUUUGUUUUUUACAGUUUUUGGAGGUUUCAGUCCACACUCAGUUGGCUCCGAGGCAGGCGCAGUUCAUGGCGGCUGCAAACAGGGAGCAGGAACCAGCAAAGAGCAAGACACACCUUCUUCUUGCCAUUACAUCACAUCCUGGCUCCACCCUUUUGUGGGUGGAGCACUGACACCAUCAAUCCAAGCACUAGACAAUGAAUGAAUGACAGAUGCACAAUUCAAACUCCUGAGUCCUUAGGGCCACAGACAUAAACCAUGACAUUUGUCAAUUCUGUAUUUUCAAAUAUUUUAUUUGGCCUAUUUGCUUGCAUUCUUUUCUUUUCUUUUUUUGGGAUGAUCCCAUUAGGUAGCAUUGGCUGGUCUCAAAUGCUGUUAUGUAGCCAAGACUGGACUUGAGCUCAUAGUGAUCCUCUUGCUCAGCCUCCCAAAUGCUGGCAUUAGAGGUAUGCACCACCAUGCCAAGUGGUUUCAAUGUUUAAUUCCUGCUUUUAGUUUCUUUCAUAUAUGCUUUUUGGGUUUAUUCUGAUGUUUGUUUUCUCUGCCUCCUUUUCCAGCAAUUUGUGUCUUAUUAACAUCUAGCCCGUCUUCCUUUAUAAUUCAAACAUUUAAGGUGUCAGUUACUCUCUGAGGGCCAAUUGAGUUGCUGUUACUAUACCACAAAGCUAUAGUCACUAUAACUUUGAAAUGUAAUAUUUUAUUAUCCAAUAUUUUCUGUUUUUGAAAAUAUACUGUAACUUUGAUAUCCAGGUUAUAUGAAAAUUUGUCUUAUUUCCAAAUGUGUUGGGAUUUUUAGUGUUCUCUUUCAAAAAAAACUGAUAUGUGAUUUAAUUGUUUGCAAGGUUUAUUUCCUUACCAAGCUUUUGUAUAUGUAUUCAGACCUCCCCCAUAACAUAGUCAUUGCUUUAAAUGUUGUGUUGACCAGUUUUGAGGCCCCGGCUUGAGGCUGCUAAUCUACGCCCCAAUCUCUUACUUAUGAGGUCUCAUACUUAGGGCCAGCAGCUCUAAAAACAAGGCCAGAUAGCAUGUAAUUAGGUGUACUCCUGUUCUCUGAGCCCUCCAAAUCUAUUCAAGGUAUCACUGGCACUUGGAACUUACCAUGCAGUGCAGCUACACUGUUUCCUUACCUUGUCCCUGUGUACAGACAACCCUUUGUGACCGUGCAUAUUUCCCAGGUUGAGCGUGGAUGCGUAACCACUGCGGUGUGGCAGUGGAGUCCUGUGGGCCCCUCUUGAAGGCUGCAAGGCAGCAGGUAUCUGUCCCGUUUUUGGAAAUGCUGGUCCCUGUGGGCCACUUUAGUGCCUUUAGCCUGGAGAAUUGACCUUCAUGUCUCUCUUUGGUAUUGAAAUAAGGCUUUACAUGUACACCAGGGGUCGCUGCAGUCCUGUGUUAAGACUCUAGGUCAGUGCUGUGCUCCUUACCAACGUUCUGGGCAGAGUUUGCACUGAGUCUUCUGAGGUGGGGGAUGGGGUGAGGCUGUAGAGUUCAGUCCUCUCUGCUCAUAUUGCGAAGUGAAGUCCCGUGGCACCUUACAUCUAUGACCAUGUCAGGAGUCUGGGGAUUGGCCCCAGCUGAAUCUCCACUAGUGAUACUUUGGGCAUAAAAAUCUGGGUUCUUAUUUUUUCAUGUGUGAAAUGUAUGUUGCUAUAUAAACUGAACCUUUUUGGGGGAUAUGGGUUUUUGCUUUUUAAUUUAGUUUUGAGAUCUUCCCAGUAAUGGGUGUUGAACUUAGUGCUUUUGCACUGAGUUAUAUCCUCAGGGCUUUUGAACCGAGCUAUAGCCUCAACUGUUUAAAACUUUUUUUUUUUUUUUUUUUAAUUGUGAGACAGGGUCUUCCUGAGUUGCCCAAGCUAGGCUUGAACUUUCAAUUUUCCUGCCUCCGUCUGCCAAACUUCUGGAAUUACAGGUGUGCACCACCAUAUAUAGCUGACCCUUGCUUUUGGAUUAAACACUGAGUAGGAUGCUGAGUGUGUCUCAUCCUGUAUUUCUUGGAAUCCCAGUGAUGGCCAAGGGCUUAACUCUGAAGAAGCAGAUUUCCCCUAUUUAUUAUCUUAUUCAUCCUACUAAUUCUCACUGCUGUUGCCACUGAUGGACAGCUACAUGUAUCAGGCACUGUGCUAAGUGCUUUACAAACAUUAGGUCAUUUAAUCAGAUCUCAUUCAUUCAGAGAACAUCAGACCUCUUCAGAGCCCUUGCCAACCUGAUCCCAAACACAAGGGACAUUUUUACUUGAAAAGAAAUUCUUUUCUUCAUUAAAAAGCCAACAAGUAAUCUGUGUGUGUGCUGUGCUGGAGCUCGAACCCUGGGCCUCUCACAUGCUCAUCAAGUAUAGUGCCGCUGAGCUACACCCCCAGAUCCCAGUAAAUACAUUUUUAGGAAAUAAAAAAGGGUUUAAAAAAAACAUUUUCUUCCUUAUGUUCUUCUUUUCUUCUGCCUCCACAAGAAAAAAUCAAAUGUUCUGUUUUGAGAAAUGAGUCACUGUUUUUUUUGCUUCCUACUUUUUAUCAAAAACCCCACUUGAGCUCAGCAGAGCCAUGUGAGGGACCUCACUGUGCUCACAGGAAGCCGUGCUCCUUCAAAGGCACCUGUACUUCUCGAGUGAGUGUCACACUGCCUCUCAGAUCCUCCUAGCACUACCUUAGUAAAGCCAGGUGAGUGGGGAUAGGGCCGUGCAUGGGGAGAGCAGUGUGGGCCGAAGGUGACUGUGGGGUACAGAGGCCGGGAUGCCUGGGCAUCUUGGUCACAUUGCUGCGCGCAGGUGGCAGCUUGCUUGGAGCUCCCACGCCCUGCCUGACCCGCGCUGUGGAGCCCUCAUCCGAUGGGCACCUGGACAUGUAGGGCUGGUUCUUCUCCUUCCUGCAUGCACAGCUGUCAUGAGUCCACACAUCCUGGAGAAACAGCCUCUUCUGCUCACACCUAAACCAGCCUCAUGGAGCCUGUAGAUUUAAAAAUGAACCCCACUGACACAGCAGACACCACUAUGGACGGAAGCAUCUAUAGCAAUUACUACAACUAUGAAAGCAGUGUGCCUGGGCCUUGCACCAAAACAGGCGUCAAGGCUUUUGGAGAGCUCUUCCUCCCCCCUCUUUACUCCUUGGUUUUUCUAUUUGGUCUGCUUGGGAAUUCUGUGGUGGUUCUGGUCCUCUUCAAGUACAAGCGGCUCAGAUCCAUGACCGACGUGUACCUGCUCAACCUGGCUAUCUCGGAUCUGCUCUUUGUGCUCUCUCUCCCGUUCUGGGGCUACUAUGCUGCAGACCAGUGGGUCUUCGGGCUAGGUGUGUGCAAGAUGAUUUCAUGGAUAUACCUGGUGGGCUUUUACAGCGGCAUCUUCUUCAUUGUGCUCAUGAGCAUCGACAGGUACCUGGCCAUUGUGCAUGGGGUGUUUUCGAUGAGGGUGAGGACCUUUACGUAUGGGGUCAUCACCAGCUUGGCUACAUGGGCAGUGGCAGUGUUUGCCUCUCUUCCUGGCCUACUGUUCAGCACUUGUUACACUGAGCGCAACCACACCUCCUGCAAAACCAGGUACUCUGCAAACUCCACCACAUGGAAAGUUCUGAGCUCUCUGGAGAUCAACAUUCUAGGACUGGUGAUCCCCUUGGGGAUCAUGCUGUUCUGCUACUCCAUGAUCAUCAGGACUUUGCAGCACUGUAAAAGCAAGAAGAAAAACAAAGCAGUGAAGAUGAUCUUUGCUGUGGUGGUCCUUUUCCUGGGCUUCUGGACACCUUACAACAUUGUGCUCUUCCUGUACACUCUGGUGGAGCUGGAAGUCCUUCAGGACUGCUCCUUGGAAAAAUACCUAGACUUUGCUCUCCAGGCCACAGAAACCCUGGCUUUCAUUCAUUGCUGCCUUAAUCCGAUCAUCUACUUUUUUCUGGGGGAGAAAUUUCGCAAGUAUAUUGUGCAGCUCUUCAAAACCUGCAGGGGCCCAUUUGCACCCUGCCAAUACUGUGCACUCCUCCGGAUUUACUCUGCUGACACGUCCAGCUCCUCUUACACGCAGUCUACCAUGGAUCAUGAUCUCCAUGAUGGUUUGUAAAACAUGAAAAUGCAAAGCACGAAGUUAAUGAGCUUCCUAUAUUUAGAGCUUCCUUAAAAUUGUGUUCUAGUAAUAUCCUGAGCAAGGCUGGCAUUAACACCCAGUGUGGGCUUCUCAACCCGCAGUAAUCUUUUCCUCUUCUGAGUUCAGUCCCAUAAGGAUUCAUCUCACCCCAGGCCUGCCUUCAGGGAAACAAAACUCUGAAGAGAAUGCUAAGUGGUUUCGAUGAAGAGAAGGAAAACACUGAAAGAGAGACUCCUCCCUCUAACCCUAGCCAAAAGGGCUCUCCAGGAGGAAAUGGACCCUGAAAUUUCUAGCUUUUGUGAAACAAUGUAGAGAACUUUGGCAUGCUGUCCUAGAGUUUUUCUAAUAGUAUAUCUGAAGCAUGGCAUAUUCUGUGAAACCAGAUACAUAUAAAAACCAUUCAUGAAAUCAUGAAUCUGUAUCUUGAUCCUUUUAUUGUGAAGGAUCAUUUAUUAAUUGAACUAUAUCUGCUGGUUACAAGUGUAAGGAUACAGUAAUAUUACUGUGGACUGAUUUCCAAGUGUAAAUUUUAAGGCAUUUAAGAUCCAAACACAUUGUUGAAACUCAAACAUAAUUCCAUUUUCAUGUGGACAUGUUUUAGUUAUCAAGGUGAAUAUUCAACCUUAAAAAUAAAUAAGGGGCCUAAGAGUAUCGCUAAGUAACAGAGCACUUGAGGUCCAUGGUUUUGUCUCCAGCACCACAAAAGAAUACGUAGGCUUAGAAUAUAUUUAUCUAAGGCUUUUCUUCUUUACAAAUAUAGUCUUCAAAAUUAAAGAUAAGGCAUACUAAUACUAACAAAGUGAAAUACCUCCCUAAUCAUUUUGAAGUAGAAUCCAUCAAUUAAGGUAAGAUUAAGAAUAAUCAACUAAAAGUUAUUGCUGAUGUGGCUUAAAAAUGACUGCUCCAAUCAUGACAUUAUAUAUAUUUCCUUGUCCCUCCAAAGCCAAAACUCUUCUUGCUAGCAAAUGAGUAAAAAUGCGUCUGUUAAACUUACAUAUUACUGCAUGCUCUUUAAUUACAAGGAAUGCAGUUCCAGAAAAUUUACUUUGAAAAAAGCAGGUUUGUUUUGUUUUGUUUUGUUUUCUGAGAUAGGGUUUUAGUAUGCAGUUCAGGAUGGCCUUGAGCUCAUUUUGUAGCCCAGGCUGUCCUUGAACUCUCAGUGAUCUUUCUGCCUCAGCCUCCUGAGUGCUGGGAUUACAGGCAUGUGCCACCACACCUCACUUAAAAAUCGGUUUUAAAAGAGAAAGUUACUAUUACCUUCAUAGAAAAUAAAAUGACCUUGUAUAUAGUCCCACAGAACUGCCUUUUCUUCUGAUCAUGUUUGUGUUUGAAUUCAUAACGUGGAAGAGUCAAAGCUGUUCAUUUGUCCGCUGCUUUGUCACAUGUUGUAGAUGUGGUGGAUUUACCCAAGGAGAGGAAUCAAAGGAUUUGCUCUAAAUGGUUCACAUGGUUAGUGUCACUAAAGUUGGUAUACAACCCCCCCCACUGCUAAAUUUGACUGGCUUAAAAAAAAUAAAAAUUUUAAAAAAUGGUUCACAUGGGGUAGAACAAGGACUCACUGUCAUGCUAAGAGUCCAUGGGCAGUGUUUCCUGAGAAAACCUCUGCAUGAUAUCCUGUGAUCUCCCAAAUCCUAGCUGUGUUCUUUGUAAGCCGGAGUAUGUUAACUUUGCUCUUAUCCAUGGUCUCAUCAUCUGUAAAAGGGAAUAUAUAGCAGAGUGAUUGAAAUAAAUAAAUAAAUAAAUAAUG